AAAAGACCCUUCCCCAGCUCCCAACGGAAAGAAGUCUCGGUUCGCGGAAGCGGGUGCGGCCGCCGGACCGAGCAAACUAUCAUCAACCUCCACAGGUAAAAGGACCUUUACGGACGCCUCUUUUCUCCCUUCUCCCGGGGAGCUUCUGAGGCAACCGUACUUGACCAUCUGCAGCACCGAUGCGCAGAAGAAAAUUACAGAUCUUAACCUGUUUAAGACAGGAGAAGCACUAAGACAAGUUCUAGGGUACAUUCCAACGAAUGUUCAGAAACUGUCCUCUGGUGCUCUCCUCGUCAAAUGCGCAUCGGAAAAAGAACUGGCCAAAAUGGAAAAAAUCACGACCUUCGGCGGUGUUCCUUGUGUAUCCGAGCGACACCAGAAAUUCAACCGAUCGAAAGGCGUGGUCCGCAGCCAUGAGCUGAAGGGCUGCUCCAACGAGGAAAUUGUGGCAAAUUGCGAAGGUGUGGUCGAAGCCCGCCGGAUUACUCUUCGGCGGGGGGAGACCACACUCGAAACGAACACGAUCAUUCUAACUUUCGAUUCGUGUCGCCCUCCAGCCACCGUUCGGGCAUCUUACUUGGUACUCGAAGUACGACCCUAUGUGCCGAACCCUCUGCCCUCACAGUUACUUAGCGGGAAUUAG
Molecule: messenger RNA, 643 nt
Organism: Aplysia californica (California sea hare)
Lineage: Eukaryota; Metazoa; Mollusca; Gastropoda; Aplysiida; Aplysiidae
Source: RefSeq, a predicted model, not a curated record